AUGAGUCGCAUAGAUCAACUUUUGUCCAUAGUUGAAAAUCUUGAACGAAAGACUGAUUGUAUAUUAUCAAAUUUUCAAACCACAAAUGAAUUAUCUAACAAGAUAGACCAUUUAAAUGAUCAAUUAUCGACCUUUGACAUUCGUAUCAAUGACACAAACAACUUGAUCAUCAAGAAAUUCGAGUUCUUAAAUGGAUAUAAUGAUUUGUUAUUAAGAACCAAUAUGUUUGAAUUAAAUGUUCAUAAUAACGACCCUUUGACCAAUCAACAUAUCUUAUUGAAUUUAGAUCAUGAAUACCAACAGUUGAAGGCAAAAUAUGGCGUAGAGCCAUCUUUCAAGGCAGAAAGUAUCCCUAUGAUUCCACCUCAAGAGUUCAAAUCUCCAAUGAAAUCAAGAAGUCAAAAACUCAGAGCUUCGUUAUCGAUAUCGAACUUAUCAUUGAAGCCUAUGAAAUGUAAGCCUAAUAAGAUUUAUAAGAAGAAAUCCCAUUAUAAGAUAUCCAAUGUUUUCGAUAAGCCUGUGGUGAGUCCUAUAGUUGAGCAAGGUAGUUUUGAUGAUAGCAUACAUGAGAAUUCCAAAGAAUCAGACUUUUCGAUUGACUUUGCUGAUAUGAUAGAUAGAGAUAAGUCCAUACUGCCUACAGUUGUGGGAGUUCAAUCACAAGAUCAAAUACAAGAUCAAAUACAAGAUCAAUCACAGGAUCUGUCACAACCUCAUUUGGAUAAUGAUUUCAAUACUGAAAGCAUUCAGUACAAGCUAGAUUCAAAGAGUUCGUUAAGUCAGCAGAACCUCCUCAACCUUCAAACCCAUCAUCUACAAACUCAAAAUCUCCAAAGCCUUCACAGUAUUGAAACCAAUUUGAGUCAUUCCGAUUCCUCAUUAUUGGAUAGAUUGGACUCCGAUACUCCAGACACUUUCACCAGUGAAAAUGCCAUUGAUGAAAUAUUCGAUAUAAACUCUGAACCAAUGAUCAAAUCAACUAACUACGAUGUGUUUGAUGACAACGAGUCGACGAUUCUGAAUGAAUCAAACUUUGAAAAUUUCGAGAACUACUUAAGAAAGUCAAGGAUUAAUCUUAACCUGUCGAGUUAUCCAUAUAUCUUGAAGACCACCACCAGUGAAUCAAGCAUUAACUUCAAAACUGAUUUAUUUGAUGGGGUGGUAAUAAAUAAUGAUAGUUUUAGCUCAGAUGAGUCUAAACUUCCUUACACAGAUCCAUCAUCUCCUACACCAAGAAGGUUGCGAUCACCAGAAAUCGAUAUCGAUAGAUUCCAUAAUCCUAUAGAUAACCUUAAGAUAGCCAAUGAAAGCGUGACGCCGACUAUUGAACAGAUCUAUUCUACCUUCAAUUCUGAAGGUGAUACCAAAACUUUGUUGAACAAAGUUAUGAAUAAUACCCCAUCCAAACCAUUUCUGUUCCUUAAUCUUUUGAACGAUAAAGAUAAUAAGGAUCCUAAGAACCCCAAGGAACCUAUAGAGCGUAGGAAAUCCGUUGGUUCUAGCUUGAACAAUUUCCUUUCAUUAAUGACAUCCGAAUCACCUAAACAAAUCCAAGGUAUUACCAAACUGAACCUCGACACUGGUAAGAAAGAUCCUCCAACUCCGGGCCAAAGAAGAAGGAAACGAAUAAAUAAACUCGACGAGUUAAAGAACGUCCCCAAAACUAACCCUAUCACUGUGAUGAACGAAUUACAAAUAAAAAGAUUACCUCCAAGUCUAACAUGUUUAUCACCAAAGUCUUUAUCCACUAGGACCUUAUCCUCAUCAUCGAAAGUCAUAAUUGAUAGUAACAAGUCGUUUUUCAUUCACGGAGACAAGUCCAUAUUCAAUACUCCAGUACUAAGUAACUUCAGUAACCGUUCAUUGCAAGAUGCGUUACAUAGUAGUUUAUCGUAUUAG
Messenger RNA from Yamadazyma jaroonii, 1899 nucleotides. Lineage: Eukaryota; Fungi; Ascomycota; Pichiomycetes; Serinales; Debaryomycetaceae. The record is from the annotation of a GenBank genome assembly.